Messenger RNA from Mytilus californianus (California mussel), 981 nucleotides. Its product is annotated as zinc finger SWIM domain-containing protein 7-like. Gene Ontology annotation, cellular component: Shu complex. Gene Ontology annotation, molecular function: zinc ion binding. The transcript has 7 exons. The record is from RefSeq and is a predicted model, not a curated record. The coding region runs from base 245 to 673 and encodes 142 amino acids. Gene Ontology annotation, biological process: double-strand break repair via homologous recombination. NCBI's taxonomy places the organism in Eukaryota, Metazoa, Mollusca, Bivalvia, Mytilida, Mytilidae.
CAAAGAGACAACAACCCGACCAAAGAGCAGAAAACAGCCCAAGGCCACCAAUGGGUCUUCAAUACAGCAAGAAAAUCCCACACCUGGAGGCAUGCUUCAGCUGGCCCCUAAACAAAAAUGUGUACUAGUUCAGUGAUAAUGGACGUCAUACUUAACUCCAAAAUAUAUAAAUGAACUAAAAUUAAAAAUCAUACAAGACUAACAAAUUAAGAUUCGUUUCCCUCCCUCUUCCAAUUAGUAACUGAUGUUUUGCAUUACAUUUACGGGAGACGUAAUAAAGUCGGUUGGAGAGGAAUUGUGGAAAGAAGUAGAGAAUGCUUACAGAGAUUCUGGAAAAAUAACAGAUGAAAUCCUGUCUGCAUUAAGUUUUGUAUACCAAUCUCCCCUGCUACCAGCUCUGGAUUUAGUGGAUCAUCGAAAUGUCAGUCACAUGACCUCACCUAGUGGUAGGUCUGUAUACCAGGUGAUUGGCAGUUCUGGAACACCUUAUACCUGCUUUACAACCAGUCUUUAUUGUUCCUGUCCAGCGUUCAGAUACUCGGUUCUGAUGAAAGAUGAUCAUUUAAUGUGUAAGCAUGUAUUAGCUAUAAAAUUAUCUGAGGCAAUGAAGCUGACGAAGACAUUGGAAGUUACUGAUGAUGAAAUGGCAACAUUACUUAAAACAAUAGAAUGAAUAAAAACAAUGAAACUACUGGAUACUGAAUUGGAAACAUUAGAUAUAAUAAUAUAAGGAAGGAUAUACAAGAAAUGACUUGAAAAGAUUAGAAAGUAUUUCAGACAACCUUAGAAUGCAAUAACUAGAUAUUUUGUAAUAAUAGAAUUAAGAAAAAUAAAGUGAACAGAAAUUAAUAUAAUACUAGAAAUCACUUGUUAAGAUUGAAUAGUAUUUCUUAAAACAAUAAAGUAAACUAUAAAAAUGCAACUUAUUGUACACAUAUUGUACAAGUUCUUAAUCAACUAAUUAAACAUUUUUGGACACGU